UACAGGCACACUAGAUAUUAUGGAUUCCUAACAAUGACUCACUUUCUUACCUUGAGUAGGUAACGCAUCACAAUGGAAUGUAGUCCAAUCCUUAGAUUUACAACUUAGCUAGCAUAAAAUUUAUCAAUGGGCAAAAGAAAAAAAAGGGGUUGAAACUAUGCACCACCCCUUCUAAUACCAACAAAAAUACAUAACCCUCCAGCUGCUUCUAAAGUCUAUGUUCCAAUGCAACACCUGAAAGGUUUCAUUUAUUCACUUAACCUUAGCCCACCACAAAAGUAGUAGUUGGUUCAAAACAUUGCGUGGAGCAAGUGUUGUCACUGUGAUCCGUCGCGAUGCAAGACAACGGUCUUCACUGUGAAACGGACGAUUCGGAUUGUGCGGAAAACGAUGACGAACCCUUUGAUCUAGAUGAUUUCUUGCCAGCAAUUGGAGAAUUUGGAAAAUAUCAAAAGCUUCUUGUUUUCGGAAUAUGUCUACCAGCAUGCAUUCCUUGUGGAUUUUGUGCCUUCAAUCAACUAUUUAUGUCCGAUGCACCGGAUGAUUAUUGGUGCAAGGUUCCGGAAUUGUUGGAUCUCCCUUUGGAGCAAAGAAAAUUUUUGGCAAUACCCCAGAUUGUGGAUGAAGGAGUCAAAGCAUUCAGCAAAUGCACUCGCUACUCUGUGAACUGGUAUGAUCUACUCAAAGGAGUUAAUGUAAGCAGUCUAGCUCCAGAUCCUUCUUGGUCAGUUGAAAAAUGCCUCGAAGGCUAUGAAUAUAAUUUGACAACUGUAACAUCUUCAAUUGUCAUAGAUUUCGAUUUAGUAUGCGACCAAGAUAUCUAUCCGACAAUUGGUCUGGCGGCCUUGAACACUGGUGGACCAGUUGGAGUCUAUUUGUUUGGCCUGCUCAAUGACAGAGCCGGACGAAGACUAUCCUAUUUCACAUGUCUUGGCACAAUGCUCUUGGGCUCAUUGAUCACAUCGAUAAGCACAGAUUUCUGGAUGUGGGCAUUUAGUCGGGUAAUAGUUGGACUCACUAUUCCAGCUGUGUACCAGAUUCCAUUUAUUAUAUCCCUGGAGCUAGUGGGACCGAAUUAUAGAUCAUUUGUGACGGUCAUGACGUGUACGUUUUAUACGUGUGGCAUUAUGAUGUUAGCUGGUGUUACUUAUAUGAUCCGGGAUUGGGUUAAGCUAUCUUAUUAUACUUCAAUGCCAUUUUUAGCAUAUUUCUUGUAUUUAUUUGUGAUGCCAGAAUCUCCGAGGUGGCUUUUGAUGCGUGGGAGAUUGGAAGAAGCUUUGACAAUUUUGCAAGAGAUGGCGCGGGUGAAUCAAAAACAAUUCCCACAAGCCUUCAAAACUAAGCUAGAAGCACGAAUAUUACGUGAGAAGUUCAAAACAAAAAAGAAACAAAAGAAUGUUGGAGUUUUUGAUCUUUGCAGGACUCCCAACAUGCGUUUGAAAACAAUCCUCAUAACUCUGAGUUGGUUUGCCAAUGAGACAGUUUACUUGGGUCUCAGCUACUAUGGGCCAUCUCUUGGCAGCAAUCAAUACUUGAGUUUUCUACUAUCAGCUGUUGUCGAGAUUCCAAGCUAUCUCUGUUGCUGGGUUCUAAUGGACAAAUGGGGUCGUCGAUGGCCUUUAAGUUUAUCAAUGAUAUUGGGCGGUGUUUUCUGUGUCAUUACAGUCCUCAUUCCAGAUGAUGCUGUCACUGAAACUUUAGUAUUAUUUUUAGUAUCAAAAGCAAUGCUGUCUGCUUCAUUUCUUAUUAUCUAUCCAUUUGCUGGUGAGUUGUAUCCAACUCAAGUGCGAGGUAUUGGUAUUGGAGCAUCAAGUUAUAUUGGAGGAUUAGGACUUAUUGUUAUUCCUUUUGUGACGUAUUUGGGUAAAGAAAAUCUUAAAUUGCCAUUGGUAAUUAUGGGGUUCGUGUCGAUGUUGGGUGGACUAACAAGUUUGAGACUUCCCGAAACCUUAAAUAGUCGUCUUCCAAAUACUUUAGAAGAAGGUGAAGAAUUCGGCAAAGAAUGGACAAUGCAUGAUUGCUUACAUUGUCUGCCAAUGAAAGGUCCACCAUCCCAGCAAGCUUCAUAUGAAAAUCUGGACAUAACAUCCAAUGCAUCCGAUGUUGCUCUAAAUUUGAACGAAAACAGUGAUGUGAGUGAUUUACCAGGCCGUUCAACUGACAUUGGACUAUCGGAGCGCACACCUCUAGAUAAUAUUCGGCCAAGGAGAUCAUCAAUGAAACGGAUUGUUCGUCAAAUGAGCGUAAUGGACACACAAAAGUCACAUGAUGGGAGUAUUCAGUUAACGUAUUGGUUUUGACUAAUAAAGCAAAUCAAUGAGGAUAGAUUUUGAACGAUAUUAUUGAUGGUUGAUGUUUGUUUGUUUUGUUUUUGGCUAAGUUUUGCGUCAGUAUUUCAAUAAUUUAAACUGUAUUUAG
Episyrphus balteatus (marmalade hoverfly) is the source of this 2418-nucleotide messenger RNA. Its product is annotated as carcinine transporter. Lineage: Eukaryota; Metazoa; Arthropoda; Insecta; Diptera; Syrphidae. The transcript is spliced from 8 exons. Gene Ontology annotation, biological process: transmembrane transport. Gene Ontology annotation, molecular function: transmembrane transporter activity. Gene Ontology annotation, cellular component: membrane. Bases 336 to 2300 code for a protein of 654 amino acids. The record is from RefSeq and is a predicted model, not a curated record.